Molecule: messenger RNA, 2150 nt
Organism: Verruconis gallopava
Lineage: Eukaryota; Fungi; Ascomycota; Dothideomycetes; Venturiales; Sympoventuriaceae
Exons: 2
Coding region: 429-1868 (479 amino acids)
Biological process (GO): nuclear envelope organization
Cellular component (GO): nuclear envelope; meiotic nuclear membrane microtubule tethering complex
Molecular function (GO): protein-membrane adaptor activity
Source: RefSeq, a predicted model, not a curated record
AUGUGGCUGGCGACUCGGCCAUCUUCGCCGUCGACCUGCCCAGAGUCGUAUCGAAGAGCUCCUUGCAUGGCCGCCGUCUUCCUUACGUCUGUCUCUCCUUGCCCAUUGUCGCGGUCAUGAAAUCGCAGUCGCUGCGCGACAAUGAGAGUUGGUCACGCUCAACCCUAGCUGGAGUAAAGACAAACAUACAACGCGCGCGUUCGCGCCCCCAUCUAAUCCCGCCCAGAGGACUAUAUCUGUAACCACAGGAUCACAAUAGCUGCUGACGGAGCCGCAUUUUUGAUUUAUCAGGUCUUCUUUUGGAGCCUGGUUCCCCGCAUUCUGCGUAGUGUUUGCCAGAUCACACCGCAGGACGGUUUCCAGCUGCAUCUAGACAUUCCGUGACGUACUUCUAGAUCCGAAAGCCCCGCCGUCAGGUCAAAGUCAUCAUGGUAACCACCCGCGCUUCAUCUCGCGAGUCAACCCCCGGCGCUGGUCCAACGUACUCUGAGCGUCUUCGCACCUCAGCGCGCCGUUCGACCAUCACGCCUGGCGACAUGAGCACCCCAAGUGGGAGGUCUCGAGCAAGGAGGACCGGGCCCACCGCAGCUGCCCGCACCGGCAACACCAGUCAUGCGUACGGAGUCAGCAGCCAAGCGCUUUCUUCACGGGUCGCUAGUCACACGAGUCAAGCCUUCUCUUCCGCUCUGAACAACGAAUUGGUCGAGCAGGCGCCAGAGCUUACCUCGAUUCUAUCACCCGUCGUUGAGGAGGAGCGAUCGCUGAGUCGCGCAGGCAGUCCUGCUGCUAGCGAGGCCUCUUCAUCCUUCUUCGCAAGCGAUGCCGGCGCCAACAAAGAUGAAAUCUUCCACAGCAAGAGUUUCUCAAGCCAGCGAGAGGCUGGUAUCGGCCACUUGGCUCAGCCAGUACACCAGCCGACCACUCACGAGCGACUUAAUCCGGCUCCUAUCCUUCACGAGCGUAUCUAUGCAGCAGCUGUUCUCGCAACCAAUGGCAGCAAGGAGCUCUUUAAUAGGUACUGGAAACCCGCCCUCGGUCUCUUCUUAGCACUCAUCCUUGGUUCCAUGCUCGCCGUCUUUGGCAUACCCAUCGCAAGUCGCAUCCUAACUCGUGAUUCCGUCUCCCCGUCCAUCUACCACCAAAAUUCUGAUCCCCAGAUCACCUCCACAGUCGUCUCAUACAUUUCCAGGCCCUCGGAUCCUGCUGUAAUCAGCCGGCUGAACCACCUUGAAUCCCGUGUCGUUUUUCUCGAGGAUGAGCUGGCCCGUAGCCGCGCCUCAAAUGCGUUACUCCAAGCACCCUUCAACCACAUCUCCGCGAGCAUCGGCAGCACUAUACUUCCUGGUUUCACGUCCGCGACCAAGCGCACCUUCUCCAGUCUUUUCAUUCCGUUCUCCAAGUUUUGGUCUCCUCCAGGCAUGAAAGCCCCAAUUACAGCCCUGCAACCCUGGACUGAACCAGGGGAAUGCUGGUGCACGCCUGCCAAUAAAGCCGCUCUUGGGGUACGAGCACCUUAUCCGGUGAAAGCUAGUGCCGUUACCGUUGAGCAUGUCCUUGCCGACGAUCUUGCUGGAUCUGGGGCGGACCUAGGCACCGCACCGAAGCUCAUCGAGGUCUGGGCUCAUGUUUCUCCCGGGGAAGGGCAGAAGGGCGAAUGUCUGGGCUCAGCCCCAGAGAAUGUAAAUGCUUGGACUUGCCUCGGCCGCUUAGAGAUCGCACAUCACGUCCGCGAAGUUAAGUCGUGGACUAUGGACCUAGCCAUAAAUGAGCUUGUCGCUCAGGAUUUUGUUUUUAAAGUGUUGGAAAAUCUGGGUAACAAAGAAGCCACUUGUCUAUACCGCGUGCAGCUGCACGGCGUCAAGAUGUGAAUCUACGGCAUAUUUUCAGAGACAUAAAAUGAUCGCGCAUUUUGCGAAAUACGAUACACAAUUCGUAGACGUAAGAUGAGCUUUUUUUCGGACUCUUCUUUCAAUGAUAGCGUCUUACGAGCAAAUUAAAGAAUUUCGGCCUCUUAAAUUCGCAAACCACAUGCACAACCCAACCACAACGUGCAAGACUGAUUCAUUUACUAGUUCAUCCGUUCGUUUCUUUGUUGCAAGCUUAAGUGGUCAUUAUUGAUAGAAUUCGUCAAUAUUAGCUUCUGAUAUUAC